Molecule: messenger RNA, 2238 nt
Organism: Pristis pectinata (smalltooth sawfish)
Lineage: Eukaryota; Metazoa; Chordata; Chondrichthyes; Rhinopristiformes; Pristidae
Exons: 8
Coding region: 101-1327 (408 amino acids)
Biological process (GO): positive regulation of GTPase activity; endoplasmic reticulum to Golgi vesicle-mediated transport
Cellular component (GO): endoplasmic reticulum membrane
Molecular function (GO): GTPase activator activity
Source: RefSeq, a predicted model, not a curated record
AGCCGGAGCCGGUAACGGGACGUGCGGGAUGGCGGCGGCGGUUGGCGGGCAGUGGGUGUGUCCGGUGGGUCACUGAGGUUCAGACGGUGCGGUCGGUACGAUGAGCGGCCGCAGGAGCAGGCGGCAGAGUGUGAACGGGCGGGAGGCGACGGUGAACGGCGCCGGCGGAGCCCGCCGGGGCGGCACAGAAAUUGAAUCAAAGAAGAAAAGGAAGCUGCUGGCCAUUCACCAGGCUCUGAAUGAUGACCCAGUUGACGUGAGAACUCUGCGGCAGUGUGCGGUUAGCGAGGGCGGGCUGCUGAGUGAUGAGAUCCGCAGGAAGGUCUGGCCAAAGCUGCUGAAUGUGAAUGUUUAUGACCUCCCUCCGAAACCAAGCAAGGAUAUAAGGGAAGGGCACAAGGACUACAGCCAGGUCGUCAUGGAUGUACAGCGGUCUCUUCGCAGGUUUCCACAUGGGAUGCGAGCUGAUCAACGAGCCGUCCUACAAGAGCAACUGAUUAAUGUCAUCUUGUACGUCUUGCAAAGGAACAAGCAGCUUCACUAUUACCAAGGCUACCACGAUAUUGUCGUUACCUUCCUUCUGGUGGUUGGUGAAAGGAUGGCCAUCGCACUCAUGGAGAUACUGUCUUCCCAUCAUCUCAGGGAUUUUAUGGAUCCCACAAUGGACAGCACUAAACAUAUCUUAAAUUACCUAAUGCCAAUUCUGGAGCAGGUGAAGCCAGAUCUCCAUGUCUUCAUGAAGAGGGCCGAGGUUGGCACCAUCUUUGCCCUGAGUUGGCUGAUCACCUGGUACGGUCACGUUCUCUCCGAGUUCCGUCAUACUGUCAGGCUGUACGACUUCUUCCUGGCAAGUCACCCGCUGAUGCCAGUCUACCUUGCGGCAGCGAUCGUGCUGCAUAGGGAGCAGGAAGUUCUCAAGUGUGAAUGUGAGAUGGCGAGUGUCCAUCAACUUCUGUCCAAGAUACCUCACAACCUUCCUUACGAGAAGCUGAUUAUCAAAGCGGAGGAGCUGUAUUCCCAGUACCCACCCGCAGAGCUUGCAAAACAAGCAGCACUUCAAUUUCACAAAAGCGUCACCAUCAGCACUUUCCAGGACUUCCAGCUGGCGACGUCCCAGCAACGCCCCGAUGCUGUGCUCUGCAAACAGUCCAGGGAGAGAGCUCGUUUGCCACCCAACAACGCCAAGGCACCAGCUCCAACGGGGGCCAACCAACUAGUCAAGAUGGCGGUGUGGGGACUGACGGCCACGCUGGGAGCGGCUGCUUUCGCCGUGGUGAACACGGCGAUGGAAUGGGCUCCGGAGUUUGUCUUCCAGCUGUUUCCAUAGCCGUUGUCAAUUCGGACACACUUGUAGCAGGCAGGACCGGGAGAGAGAACGAUCUCUUGCCACGACACAGCAAUCAAAACCGAGCGCCCGUGUGGUGCAAUGUGCCAAAAGCCAGAGCCAGGGUGGAAGUGAGAUGUGGGCUUUACUUCAUGCUUUCCAAUCUCAGCCACGGCCAUUGGAGGACCAGCCUUUCACAGCCCAUCUUCUCCUAGGGAACUGACGCAUUGACCACCUCCUCCCAGGUGGAAUGGUGUGGACACAAUGGGCAGAGUUGCCGCCUUCUGUUCCGUAGAUGUCUUUGAUUCUGUGUGUCUACUGGUUAUUCAACCAAGGACAACUUCAAGAGUUUUAAAGUGAAAAUCCCUUGCUUCUGAGUGGGGCAAUAGGAAGCAAGUUUCCAUUCAGCCGUGUUACAUGGUAAUCAAAAAAAUUGCAGAUUGCUGCAACUCUGAAACAAAACCAGAAAAUGCUGGAAACACUUAGGAGAUCAGGCCGCCAUCUGUGGGAAGAGAAGCAGAGUCAAUGUCUUAGACCUGAAAUAUUAAUUCUGUUCCUCUUUUCACAGAUCCUGCCUGACCUGCAGAGUGUUUCCAACAAUUGGAAUUGGUUGAUUAUUGUCACUUGUACUGAGGUACAGUGAAAGACUAAUCUUGUGUACUGAUCGUACAGGUCAAUUCAUUACACAGUGCAUUGAGGUAGUACAAGGUAAAACAAUAACAGAAUGCAGAAUAAAGUGUUACAGCUACAGAGAGCAGUGCAGGUAGACAAUAAGGUGCAAGGUCAUAACGGGGUAGAUUGUGAGGUCAAGAGUUCAUCUUAUUGUACGAGGGAACCGUUCAAUAGUCUUAUAACAGCGGGAUAGAAGCUGUCCUUGAGCCUGGUGGUACGUGCUUUCAGGCUUUUGUAUCUUC